AUGUCGUUACCAAGUUUGACGCCUGAUCUUUAUGGCACCAAGAAGAAUACUGGUUUACCAAUGUAUGUUAAAGCCACUUCCUCGUCUUUCUUUCACGUCAUGUCUCCUUACGUUGAUACUAACCCUUUAUUAACUAGAUUCAACAAAUUCACCCCCAGGAAGCAGUCAAAUCGCACCCUAAUUAAAAAAGUCUUGUAUGUACUUGUCGCUUUACUACUCACCUACACCAUUUAUUCCAAAAUUAUCGUUGGUGACAAGAGCCCGAAACUUCCACCAUUUGCAAAGUCGGACAUAGAAAAAAACAUAGAGCUAGAAAUAGAGCUUCAGCGACAACAACAGGAAGAGGACCAGCUCAAUGAUGACCAUCAGACGUUUAAAGUUACCAAAGACGGAGUACAAGAAGUUACCGAUCCAAUGGAGAUUACCACCGAUGAUUUGAAAAAAAGCAACGUGGAAUACUUUGACUUGAAUGAUUAUCAAGGGUCCUCUGAUGGAAACAGCAAGGGCGAUGUUGUGCUUUUCCUUAUGCCUUUAAGAAAUGCUGAGCAUGUAUUGCCUAUGGCUUUUUACAAUUUGAUGAAUUUAACCUACGACCACCUGUUGAUAGAUAUUGCAUUCCUUGUAUCUGACUGCUCCCCCGAUGACACCACUUUGGAAACUGUAUUUAAGUAUUCAAUGGCGUUGCAGAAUGGAACUUUGGUUGAUUUAUUGAAAAUAGAGGAGCAACGACAAAAUGGAGCUCAAGUCAAGGGCUCAAAUGAUUUGUAUCAGUCAUACAUGGAACCCUCAUAUAUGGAAAGUGUCAGAAAGGCGUAUAGUAACCCAGAAACCCAUCACAAAAACUACAGGACUCCUUUCAGAUCGGUCACCAUCUUCAAGAAAGAUUUCGGACAAGUGAUUGGACAGGGGUUUAGUGAUCGUCAUGCAGUUAAAGUCCAGGGUAUACGGAGAAAACUUAUGGGUAGAGCCAGAAACUGGUUGACAUCUAGUGCAUUGCGGGCAGAUCAUUCUUGGGUGUAUUGGAGAGACGUUGAUAUCGAAACAUGUCCAGGAAAUGUUAUUGAAGAGCUUAUGCUGCAUGAUUACGAUGUCAUGGUUCCCAACGUCUGGCGCCCCUUGCCCACUUUUUUGGGCAAUGAACAACCUUACGACUUGAACUCGUGGAUCGAGUCAGACGCAGCUUUGGAUCUUGCAAAGACUUUGGCUGAAGACGAUGUCAUUGUCGAAGGAUAUGCCGAGUACCCCACAUGGCGUGCCCACUUGGCGUACAUUCGUGAUGCCAAUGGUAACCCCCGUGAUGUGAUUGAUUUGGAUGGAGUAGGAGGAGUAUCCAUUUUGGCGAGAGCUAAGAUCUUUCGCCAAGGAGUUCAUUUCCCAGCGUUUACAUUCUUGAAUCAUGCCGAAACUGAGGCGUUUGGGAAAAUGGCGAAAAAGAUGGGGUUCCGCGUUGGUGGGUUGCCGCAUUACACAAUUUGGCAUAUUUAUGAGCCAAGUGAGGAUGAUUUGCAGAAAAUAUCGAAAUUGGAGAGAAGUCGAAGGAGGAAAGCUAAACAUGGUGAUUGA
Molecule: messenger RNA, 1563 nt
Organism: Lodderomyces margitis
Lineage: Eukaryota; Fungi; Ascomycota; Pichiomycetes; Serinales; Debaryomycetaceae
Gene: VAN1
Product: Van1p
Exons: 1
Coding region: 1-1563 (520 amino acids)
Biological process (GO): cell wall mannoprotein biosynthetic process; protein N-linked glycosylation
Cellular component (GO): mannan polymerase complex
Molecular function (GO): alpha-1,6-mannosyltransferase activity
Source: RefSeq, a predicted model, not a curated record